This is a messenger RNA of Mercenaria mercenaria, 2297 nucleotides long. RefSeq lists its product as uncharacterized. Lineage: Eukaryota; Metazoa; Mollusca; Bivalvia; Venerida; Veneridae. The transcript is spliced from 11 exons. Bases 223 to 2178 code for a protein of 651 amino acids. The record is from RefSeq and is a predicted model, not a curated record.
GCUUAACUAUUAAUAGUAGACACUAGUAUUAUUAUUGUGCAACAAGAUAAACAUUUUACACAGUCAGGUUCAACUUGAGAAGAAGUCUAAUUGGAUAUUUGUUUAAAAUAUUUAUGUCAACAAGGACUGCUUAUCACUGUCUUGUUUGUAGGUCAGAUAUAACAUAUCAGGUUUGUGGUGAAGUAAUAUUACAGUGGUAUAAGUUUAAUAAAUUUCUGGAAUAUGGCAAAUAUACUACAGUGUGUAGUUUUGGUAUUCUUAUACACUUUGUGUGUUCAAGCUAUUUUGCAGAAAAGUCACUAUGGUAACCAAUUUUAUAUUGGAAUGAUUGCUGCUCGUAACUGGACAACAGACUUCCAGAUCGAUAUUGCAUCAAAAAGUAAUGGGAACCUAUAUCUUGACAUUCCUUAUCUGAACCUGCGUCGCAACGAAACUUUGCAAAGAGGAUCAACCAUUCUGACGGUAAACAAUUCAUUAAUCCGAGCAGGUACUUUUACAGAAAACCGUGGAAUAUACUUGAGUACAGAUGUACCCGUAGCUGUUUAUGUGACUUGGCAAGCACAUCCAAAGGUAAUGGACACGUACCUGGCAUUACCACUCUCGUCUUUAGGAACACGAUACAUUGUUGCUUCAUAUGAUCCAUGUUCACUUUGUAAACCGGAUCGGUCUGAGAUGAUCAUAAUCGGUGUCCAUGACAACACUAUGAUCACCGUUACAGACCGUUAUAAGAGAAACACGACAUUAAAAUUAAAUGCUCUAGAUGCUCACCAACUAUCAAACACUAAAGACAUAUCCAACACUGCCAUUGUUUCAGAUAAACAAGUGACAGUUAUAUCUGGAACAUCUUGUGCAAAUAUUCCCCAUGGUGUUUUUCAGUGUGAUCUGCUCUUAGAACAAAUGAUUCCCUCUUUCUCCUGGAAGAAGGCGUUUAUUGUGCCUCCAGUCUUUCCAAAACUUGGAUUUCUACUAAAGAUAUUUUCUGAAAAUAAUGCGGCAGCCUGUAUAACAAACAGUUCAAGAACUGUUUGCUACCAUUCAAAUCAAGAAGAAUAUAUAAUGGGAACCGACCCGGCUAUUAUCACAUCGCGCGAUUCCAUUAGUGUUGUGCAAUACGGCGUUGGUGAGCGGUAUGACUUCAUUGAUGCUGAUGAAUUUAUGACUGUGAUUCCAGGUAUUGAAAAUUAUCUUAACAGCUAUUAUUUCGUCAUUCCACAAAAUUAUUCCUCUUUGGCAAACCGCCUAUCCAUUACUGUACCAUCUUCGAACGCUGGAGGUCUCCGAAUGGAUGGAAUGUCAUUGGCACCGGACAAAACCUACUCAGUUCCAGAUCCAUUUUCUAAUUAUUCUGUUUUAAUCAUAAACAUAACGGUUGGAUAUCAUGAGCUAACGCACACUGAUACUAACGUCAUGUUUGGAGCUACAGCUUAUGGCUUUGGGGCUGGUAUUGGAUAUGGUUUUCCCGUUGGAUUUAGAUACCUGUCAGAAAGUCAUCUUACAUCUUCAACAACAACUUCUACAUUACCAACAACAUCAUCUACAUCGCCGACAACAUCUUCUACCCCUUCAACAGCAGCUCCUACAUCUACAACAUUGUCUGCAUCUGUUUCUAUGGCUACUAAUGGACCAGUGACAAAUGUCACCAAUGUUUUGUGUUUCUCUUGUGAUGACCUGAGUCAUGUGGAGUUAUGCAACGUGGUCAAGCAUUGUAGUACAAACGAGGUAUGCUACAUAGAAAGCUAUGAAAAGUUUGGGAGGAAACUUUACCGAUCAGGCUGUUUGCAAUCAGCUACAUGUCAGAAAAAUGUGAUUUCGUAUCAAAGCCAGUCAGACAUGUGUGCCGAGUGUUGUUCACAAAACUACUGCAACAACAAAGGAUGUGGUGAUACUGGUCUAUCACCACGUGACCAGCGCGGACCUAUGUGCUAUGAUUGUCCGCACGAACUGUCCCCACAAGACUGCAACAAACUCACGUUAUGUAAAGCGAAUGAGUUGUGUAGCAUUGAAGAAUUCGGAUGGGGAGAUCAUUCGCAAUUCAAAACGGGCUGUGCAAGUGGACAGUGUGUCCCUACAGUGCAAACGGCAACAACAUCGUUGCCAGUUUGUCGUUCGUGCUGCUCUGAUGAUUACUGCAAUCUUAACUGUACAAGAAGUGAUGUAGGAUCCAUCAUUGUUGGAUAGACAGAGAAUGAUAUCGAAGUUGGUGAUAAAAAUGGCGGAGGGCAUUAGUUAAAUAGCAUUUUGUUAAUCAGAUAAAUCCAGUUGAAGUUAUGAGUUGUAAAUAAAGAAACUGACAAAUA